Molecule: messenger RNA, 1234 nt
Organism: Betta splendens (Siamese fighting fish)
Lineage: Eukaryota; Metazoa; Chordata; Actinopteri; Anabantiformes; Osphronemidae
Exons: 3
Coding region: 120-335 (71 amino acids)
Biological process (GO): G protein-coupled receptor signaling pathway
Cellular component (GO): heterotrimeric G-protein complex
Molecular function (GO): G-protein beta-subunit binding
Source: RefSeq, a predicted model, not a curated record
GUACACCGAAGGCCCGACGUUCCCCACUCGGGUUCGGAGCAGUUGGGGUCAAUUUCCGCUCGGUGGUGGCCAUUUAUAUGAAGGAACACUGAAGUUUUCAUCCGCCGACCGCCGUCGCCAUGUCCAACAACAAUGCCAGCAACAACUUGAUCAUCGCUCAGAGGGCGGUGAAGCAGCUGCGCUUGGAGGCCAGUAUCCGCAGGAUCAAGGUUUCCCAGGCGGCUGCCGAACUCCAGAAGUUCUGCCUGCAGAACGCCAGCCGGGACCCGCUGCUGGUCGGGGUCCCCUCCAGCGACAACCCCUUCAGACCCCCCAAGUCCUGCUCCCUGUUCUGAGGACUGAACACGGUGAAUAUGAAGCCUUCACUCUGCCUUGAUGCCGCUGUUAGACCUGCCAGCUCCUCGUGGGAUGGAGCUCCGUGGGGGUGAUGGGGUGUCCACUUGUUUGCCAAAACUAACGCAACUGUUACACAAAACCAGGGCCAAACUCUACUUGUUAUAAAACGCUAUUAAGGAUUUUUCCCCAGUUUCUGUUUGCUUUUUUUUAUUGUUUUUGUUGAAAAUCAAUAUUAAUUCAGAGCGGGUGUUUAUGAACAUGCAUAAUUUAAACACUGUAUUUCAUAUUGUCUUUCCUGCCGGAACACUGUGUGUGUGUGUGUGUGUGUGUGUGUGUGUGUGUGUGUGUGUGUGUGUGUGUGUGUGUGUGUGUGUGUGUGUGUGUGUGUGUGUGUGUGUGUAUAACAUUGGCUUCUCAGCUAAACUGAAGGGUGUAUGAAGCUUCUAGUUUUUGUGGUGAAGGUUAAGUUGUUGCUACUAUUGAGGUACAACCACAUGGUGCAGAUUUAAAUGCUUUUAAUGUAGGUUGUGUGAUUGUUGAUUAAUCACCAUAUCUGAUUUUGUACAUAUUUAACAGCCUAUUAAGGUUGCUUUUAUGUGUGUGUUUUCUUUCAUGUUUAAUAAAAACCUUUUAAAGACCUUUUAGCUUGUAAAACCUGGUAGCAAAUGUAAAUUGCAAUAUAAAUGUAAAUCACUUGAUAAACACCCCAGUGGGAAAAAAAACAGGAAAUGUUUGCACAGUGUCUGUAGAAAACAUUUAAACAUUGUUCGUCUUGGUGUCUAGUUUUUCCCACACUGGAAUCAUGCUACAAUUGACCCAAGCUUUUGCUACUGUAUCGGUCUUAUCUUUGGUACUGUGGGAAGUCUCUCAGAGAAUAAAGAACUUUUUCAGACACAGA